Diospyros lotus (date-plum) is the source of this 1056-nucleotide messenger RNA. RefSeq lists its product as uncharacterized. Gene Ontology annotation, molecular function: 5'-deoxynucleotidase activity. The transcript has 8 exons. Lineage: Eukaryota; Viridiplantae; Streptophyta; Magnoliopsida; Ericales; Ebenaceae. Bases 43 to 786 code for a protein of 247 amino acids. The record is from RefSeq and is a predicted model, not a curated record. Gene Ontology annotation, cellular component: cytoplasm.
GAGAUAAAUGGCAUUUCCCCAAGACCAGAAAAGAACAAGAAGAUGAGCUCUGGAAGCAGAGCAGCGUUGUGUAAAUGUUUGGGGCCGUCCCUCGCUUCCACUGCUCUCAAUCGAUUCAAAUCCUUCCGACCUCGCACUUCAUUCUCGUCCGCUUCGACUAGGCUUUUCCGGAUGGCCACCGAUCCUCCGCCCCAGCCGCCCUCCGCCUCUGGCAGCGGCGAGGCUUCCUCCGCCCCGGCUUCUUCCGCCAUCGAUUUUCUCUCCCUCUGCCACCGCCUCAAGACGACGAAGAGAGCGGGAUGGAUGAGGAAGGAUAUUCAGAGUCCGGAGUCAAUAGCCGAUCACAUGUACCGAACGGGGUUGAUGGCUCUCAUUGCUUCUGACAUUCCCGGGGUCGAUCGAGACAAGUGCAUAAAAAUGGCAAUUGUCCAUGAUAUUGCCGAAGCCAUUGUUGGAGACAUCACACCUUCAGAUGGAGUCCCCAAACAUGAAAAGAGCCGACUUGAGCAGGAAGCGCUAGAUUACAUGUGUAAAUUACUUGGUGGGGGGGAGAGAGCCAAGGAAAUAGGUCAGUUGUGGAUGGAAUAUGAAGAAAAUUUGUCCCUAGAAGCUAAGUUUGUGAAGGACUUAGACAAGGUGGAAAUGAUACUUCAGGCAUUGGAAUAUGAAACUGAGCAAGGCAAAAAUUUGGAGGAGUUCUUUCAGUCAACAGCGGGGAAGUUCCAGACUGAAGUGGGCAAGGCUUGGGCUUCUGAAAUUGUGUCAAGAAGAAAAACGAAGCGAUAGUUUCUACCUUAUUUGCUGUUACAUUCUCUGGUUACUUCUUGCCACCUGGUUUUUUUUUUUUACCUCGAAUCAAUUCAAUGCCAAAUAGUCCUAAUUAGAUAUAACAAUUCAUUGAUAUUUUGGCUUUCUAAUGUCAUUGGGAAAAAUGAUCUUGUUGAGUUUGGAAUUUAUCCUAAUCUCCAUCUGCAACUACAUGCUGGUAUGAGACUGUAAAGCGGAACAUCUAGAUGGAGUUAACUCAAAACUUGAAUCUUCUUACUUUAUGGUGUC